This is a messenger RNA of Lolium rigidum, 1592 nucleotides long. RefSeq lists its product as uncharacterized. Gene Ontology annotation, molecular function: zinc ion binding. The record is from RefSeq and is a predicted model, not a curated record. The transcript is spliced from 2 exons. The coding region runs from base 289 to 1368 and encodes 359 amino acids. Lineage: Eukaryota; Viridiplantae; Streptophyta; Magnoliopsida; Poales; Poaceae.
UGAAAUUCCUCUUUCUACUUUUCGUGCCUCCCCUCUCUCGUCCACUACUGUGAGUUGACUUCGUUUUUUUCCCCAUAAGCCGUAUCGACGAAAUCUCCAAUCCAAUCAGAAUUUUGCUUCACCCUGAUCUUGAACUAGGCCGGCUCUCUGCACCGCAGCUGCUGCAUCCCUCGCAGGUAAAGGGGUAUUCUUUUUGCGAUCCCAAAUCCAUCCGUCGUAGGUUGCAACUCUCAUAUGACAUCCGCAUGCAAUUGAAUUUUGCAGCAAGAAACUGAAAGAUCAGAAUCAAUGGAAUUGGAGGCCCCGGUAGUCGAAGCAGAUCCAGCAAGAAGCAGAGGAGGCGAUGAGGAGGACACGCUUGGGGCACCCCUCUUGCCCUGCCCCAACUGCGACGUCCAGGUGGUGCACAAGCUGGCGCAGCUCCUGCUGCCCGGCCUCGCCGCCGCGUGCGUCGACAGCACCUUGAGGAACCCCUCCUCCUCGCUCGCCGUCCAGCUGCGAGCGGAGCUCGUCCACUACAUCGCGGACAGGAGCAGCAGCCCGCCCGAGCUCCCGACCGAGGCGGGCGACGAUCCUCCGCCCGAUCACGACGACCCGGCCGAGGCGCUGGCCACGUUCCUGGACGACUUCGCGAGCAGCAAGAGGAGCAUCGUCGUCUCCAUCUCCGGCUGGCUGCCGUACCUGGGCGGCGACGACGGCCGCGACGACAGGAUCGACGACCUCGUCCAGGAGAUGGAGGCCACCCGCUUCUGGCCGAUCGACCGGCGCGAGGCCGUCGCCCGGGACCUGCUCCGCAGCCUGGACGCCGUGUCCACCGGUGGUGCCGGAAGUAAGUUCCGGUGCCGCGACGAGCUGGAGACGGCGGAGAAGCUGGCCGACCACGUCGCCACGCGAUGCCGCUUCAGGCCCGUGCGGUGCCGGAACCUGGUCCAGGGCUGCAUGGCCGAGGUCUCCGCCUGCCGCGCCGAGGAGCACGACGCGGCGUGCGCAUUCAAGAUCAUCCCCUGCGAGCAGGGCUGCGGCGCCACCGUCGCCAGGCGCCAGAUGGACCGGCACUGCGUCACCGCGUGCCCCAUGAAGCUCGCCAACUGCCCCUUCUACCUGCUCGGCUGCGAGUCCGCCUUCCCCGCCUGUAACCUCGGCUCACACUGCGAACAGUUUGUCAGAACCCACCUCCGGCUACUCCUUGAUCGCAACCAGAUAACCACCAUGGCUGAUCGUCAGGAUCUGGACCUGGAGGAGCGUCUUGCAACGCUGGAAAAGUCUGACUCUCAUGGUACCUUGCUCAAAGCUCUGGAUGUGAGGGCUCUUACGAGUGCUCUAGCGGAGCUGGAGAAGAAGAUGAGCGCUCAAGACGGGGGAUCAUGACAACAAAGAAGCAGCUCUGCUCUAGCUGUGUGGAUCGGCCUUCUCUUCAAAGAUUUUUUUUUUGUAAGCUUUUGGGAAGGGUCACACAUAUGGUGUUCUUGCUCCAUUUUUUUUGUGAUGGCUGAUUACAGUAUUUGUAUGUAUGCUUUACGAUUGACCUCAAACUUGAGAUGGUUGAAAUAUGCAAAUCUCAAAGAGGGUUUUGCAAACAUGAAGUUUUAAAA